GUGUAUCUGUUGGACGACUUUUUCGCAGCCAGGCUGCAAUCUAAUUAUUGAUUUUCGCUACCAUAAUUCUGACCUGAGCGUACAUCGUGCUACAAACGGCGUAAGGGUCAACGGAAAUCCGCAACAACAGCAACCAAAUUUAGCUAACGGCAAUAGCAGCAACGGCAACAAUCUAAAGGCAAACAUGGCAUUCCGUGGCAACCAGAAUCGUAACCGCAACUUUGGUGGCGGCAACCAAUACAACGGACCCAUGGGCACUAAUCGCAUGGGUGGCAUGAAUAUGUCACCCUGGGAAUCCCAGAAUCCCGGCGGUGGUCAAUUUGGCAACAAUAUGCGUCAAGGUGGCGGGGGCCAAAUGAACGCCCAGGCCAUCAACCUGGCCAACAAUCUGCUUAACAAUCUGUUCAGAAACCAGAAUCCACCCUCGCUGCUGGAUCUGCCACGCGGUGGCAUGGGCAACCGUAAUCAACGGGGCGGACAGAUGGUCAAUCGCGGUGGCGGUGCCGGCAAUCGUCUCAAUAAUCGUCGUGGCCAAGGAGGUUUCCAAAAUCGUGGCGUUACUAGUGGCCCCAAGCCCCCUCAAAAGCAGGGCGCCGGCGGCAUUCGUAAGCAGAAUGCUUUUGAUCGUGCCAAGAAACUUUUGGCUAAAAAUGCCAACACUAAUAAAAAGAAGGAAAUUACUCCUGGCGAAAAGAAAAUUGAGAGCACCGCAACCAGUCCGAAGGAGUCGCCAUAUGCCAGUGUGCCGAAUGAUAUGUUCUACUGUCAUCUGUGCAAGAAGCACAUGUGGGACGCCAACUCGUUUGAGAACCACAUUAAGGGCCGCACUCAUCUGAUGAUGCGCGAGGGUAUCGAGGAGAGCUAUCGCCUCAAGGCGAACAUGAUACGCCAGGAGGCCAAGAUUGCCGAGCAGUUGAAGUCCAUCGAAUUCGAUCGAUUGAAACGCAUGGGGAAGAGCAAGCAGCGCCAAUUGGAUUAUUGUACCAUGUGCGAUCUGAAUUUCCAUGGACACAUUUCGACGCAUCGCAAGUCCGAGGGUCAUUUGCAGCUGAAGAAGUUCUUGCAUCCGAAGUGCGUUGAGUGCAACAAGGAGUUUGCCACACGCAUCGAUUACGACACCCAUUUGCUGUCGGCCGAUCAUCUGAAGAAGGCUGCCGAGAACAACACGAAGGUGGGCGAACGCAAGCGUCAGACUCUGCCCAUCAGCACCGCUGAGGAGGAGACACGCGACUUGCGUCCCCCACAGAAGCGCAAGAAGAAGCCGAUCAAGAAGGAGGGUGAGGAGGCCACUGCCACUGAGGUCAAGAAGGAGAUCGAAGAGGGUGCCGAGGGUGAAGAGCCGGAAGGCGAGGAGCCCAAAGAGGGUGAGGAACCAGCCGAUGAAACGAAGGAGGGUGAAGAUCUCAACGAGAGCCAGGAGGAGGAAGAGGUUGCUCUGCCCGUCGAUCCCGAGGAUUGCAUUCUCGAUUUUCUCGAAGGCGAUGAAAUACCCAGCGAGGUAGACACUCGCCUCCCCAAAUACAAUUGGCAGCGUCCCGUUGGACCCGGUCUGAUCUCCAAGCUGGAGUGCUUCGAAUGCGCCGUCUGCAGCAAGUUCUUCGACACGGAGGCCACCGCUGAAAUUCACUCACGCACCGCCACCCAUCAUCGCAACUUCUUGAAGUUCAUCAACGAGAAGUCCAGCGACACUAAGAUUGCACAAAAGCGCGCCGCCGCCGCCAUCGAGGAGAACGAGCGCAAGAAGCGCAAGAUCGAGGAGACCGAGGCACCAGCUGCCGAGGGCAGUGCCGAGGAGACGGCCGAAGGUGGCGAGGGUGAACUCUACGAUCCAUCGGAAGCCACCGGCGAUGAUGAGGAUUUCGAGAUGACCGAGCAGCCUGAGGGCGAGGAGGAGGGCGGUGACGAGGAAGUCGCUGGCGAUGAGAACGGCGACGAGAUGGAGGCUCAGGAGGAGGAGGAUGAGGCUGAGCCAGAACCCGAACCCGAACCAGAGCCCACUCCAGUUCCGACACCCGCUCCAGUCGCUCAACCAGCAGCGACACCAGCCAAACCGGAGCCAGCCGCGAAGACGCCAGCCAAGGCUGCUGGCGCCGCUGCAGCAGCAGCCACACCAGUUGCAGCAGCAGCUGGCGCUGCUGCCACUCCGGCUACAGCUGCUGCUGCCACCCCAACUGAAGCCACGCCACUUAAGAAGCCACGUACAGCUGCCACGGCUGCUGCCACUGCUGCCGCUGCUGGUGCUGGUGCUGGUCCUGGCACUGGGCCCAAGUCGACGCCGCAACGCCAACGUGCGCGUGGACGCUACAACAGAUACUAGACGAUGGUGUCGAUUUAUUGGGCAUAAGACACACAAUAUAUAUAUAUAUUAUAAUCCAUUACUAUAACUAUAACUUUCCACGCACUUUUGAGGCAGCCCCCCUCCAAUUGUAAGAGAUUUAUUAGCGGGUAACCUUCAAAAAAAAACACAAACAACAAACAACACAAGGAAACAAAACUAAACUCUUAUCUUAGUGACAUUUUCAUUGCAUUUUGCAUAAACAUUGUUUUUUGUUGUUGUUGUUUUUUUUUAAAUUGACACAUGAAAACCGAUUGAUAUUUUCUAGCAUGUGUCCCAAAAAAUUACAUACAAAGAAAAACGGAAAAGAAAAAAAACAAAAACUAAACAAAAAAUCAAUAAAAAAAAAUAAUGCAUUCAAAUUAUGUAAUGAUUAAAUUUUAAAAUAAAAACUUACUUGUACACAAAACUCGAAACGAUUUCUAAACACUAUUUAUUAAAAUGUAAUUAUGCAAUUA
Molecule: messenger RNA, 2793 nt
Organism: Drosophila grimshawi
Lineage: Eukaryota; Metazoa; Arthropoda; Insecta; Diptera; Drosophilidae
Gene: Pep
Product: zinc finger protein on ecdysone puffs
Exons: 4
Coding region: 185-2317 (710 amino acids)
Cellular component (GO): nucleus
Source: RefSeq, a predicted model, not a curated record